CGUGUUUAUCUGAUCAAAUUAAUCAUGCAAAUCUUCGUGAAAACCUUGACCGGCAAAACCAUCACUCUCGAGGUUGAAUCCUCUGACACAAUCGACAACGUUAAGGCUAAGAUUCAAGACAAGGAAGGAAUUCCUCCAGAUCAGCAGCGAUUGAUUUUUGCCGGAAAGCAGUUGGAAGACGGGAGAACUCUUGCGAAUUAUAAUAUCCAGAAAGAGUCUACUCUGCAUUUGGUUCUUCGUCUCCAUGGUGGAAUGCAGAUAUUUGUGAAGACGUUGACAGGGAAGACGAUUACUUUGGAGGUGGAGAAUUCAGAUACAGUUGAUAAUGUGAAAGCGAAGAUUCAGGAUAAGGAAGGGAUUCCACCUGAUCAACAACGUCUUAUCUUUGCUGGUAAACAACUUGAAGAAGGACGGACUCUUGCUGAUUAUAAUAUUCAGAAGGAGUCUACCCUUCAUCUUGUUCUCAGGCUCCGUGGUGGCAGUGAUGUAUAGAUUCAUAAGGUUCUCUGUUUAAGUUCCCUUAAUAUGUAAUGCUGUUGUUGAUGAUUAAAAAUUGAAUA
Molecule: messenger RNA, 560 nt
Organism: Vicia villosa (hairy vetch)
Lineage: Eukaryota; Viridiplantae; Streptophyta; Magnoliopsida; Fabales; Fabaceae
Product: polyubiquitin-like
Exons: 1
Coding region: 25-492 (155 amino acids)
Biological process (GO): modification-dependent protein catabolic process; protein ubiquitination
Cellular component (GO): nucleus; cytoplasm
Molecular function (GO): ubiquitin protein ligase binding; protein tag activity
Source: RefSeq, a predicted model, not a curated record